AUGAGGAUUCAAAAGCCGGCCAGAAAUUUGAAAAGAGUUAGAGCUCCAGGCAAUUUCCGGAAACUACACUCAGUUUCUCCAGAUCACCCGCGCCAGGGUGUGCUGGUAGACGAGAUGUAUGGCGAUCUGCUGCCGCAGCAACCCACGGGCGUGUAUUUCUUGCUGGAAGUGCACACACGGGAGCCAGGUCUGACACCACACGAGAUUGUAGAAGUGGCAGACCACGAACCCGCGGCAAAUGUGACCGUUGACGUCGAACUGGAAGAAGUGCUGCCGUUCCACGAAAACCCGCACGGGGGCGAACAGCCUCCCCACGACGACGAUAUCGAAAUGCAAGACAGUUGA
This is a messenger RNA of Lachancea meyersii CBS 8951, 345 nucleotides long. The record is from the annotation of a GenBank genome assembly. NCBI's taxonomy places the organism in Eukaryota, Fungi, Ascomycota, Saccharomycetes, Saccharomycetales, Saccharomycetaceae.